CCGAGACCAGUAAAAGUACAUCUACUAUUCGGUCAACCUUUUCGACUGAGGAGAUACAAGAUAUAAGCACACAAAAUAAACUGAUGACCACUCAACCAAGUUAUGAGCUGACCAGUGACACUCCACCUACCAUUUCGCAAACUUGGUCGACUAGUGAGAUGCAAGAUACAAGCACUCAAAAGAAACAGAUGACAACUCAGCCACCUUCUGAGAUGACAGGUGGUCACAGUACAAGCACAGAGCUACGUCGUAGUACGAGGGAUAAUCUUGCAUCAACACCCAUUGCCACAACCUUCUCCUCCACCCUCCAGCCAAAUAGUCACAGUUCUUAUUUUGGUGCUGUAGUUGGUGAAGGUGUUGUCAUCAUACUUUUGAGUGUACUCCUCAUGGUCUCGGUAAUAUACAUCAUUCGAAUCCGAAAGAUGAUGAAAGACUCUAACAAGGAUCAGAGGACACAACAUGUAGAUUUGGUGCAAUCAUCAAAUUCGCCUGAAAAAGACACAGGUUUUUAUCAUGAUAUUCAGGAUGUCAUGAUAUCGGAUCCAUCGGCAACAUCUGAUGGCGAUGCUCACUACUCGUCUCAGAUAUACGAACAGAAACGUGCCAAUGUAUUGGAUCCUGACGACACCAGUGCACCACACCACUCCUAUAUGAUCUAAGGAAGGAAUACAUA
This is a messenger RNA of Lytechinus variegatus (green sea urchin), 673 nucleotides long. RefSeq lists its product as uncharacterized. The record is from RefSeq and is a predicted model, not a curated record. NCBI's taxonomy places the organism in Eukaryota, Metazoa, Echinodermata, Echinoidea, Temnopleuroida, Toxopneustidae. The coding region runs from base 84 to 659 and encodes 191 amino acids. The transcript is spliced from 3 exons.